Salmo salar (Atlantic salmon) is the source of this 2710-nucleotide messenger RNA. RefSeq names its product alpha-N-acetylneuraminide alpha-2,8-sialyltransferase. Lineage: Eukaryota; Metazoa; Chordata; Actinopteri; Salmoniformes; Salmonidae. The record is from RefSeq and is a predicted model, not a curated record. Gene Ontology annotation, molecular function: alpha-N-acetylneuraminate alpha-2,8-sialyltransferase activity. Gene Ontology annotation, biological process: N-glycan processing; oligosaccharide metabolic process.
GAGAAGUCUAGGGCUCAGGGGUGGGGUUGGAGAAUGCAGACAGAGCAACAGCUUGAGCUCUGGGACUACAGUGAAAGUAAGAACGUGGUGUGCUCUCAAUGAAGGAGUGAGAAAGAGAAAGCCAGAAAGAGAGAUGAAAGGAAACAAGACACAUCAAUCUACGUAAAGGAGGGCGUGCGGACAAAAGACUGACAUUGUAGUUCUACAGGAGCCUAGCGGAGGGGGAGAAAAGAGGGGGGAAAGGAGAGAGGAAAGGAGAGAGGCGCAUGAGAGAGACACAUGAGAGAUUUUUAUAGGGUACAGACAGAGAUAUGAUAGUCUGCUUAUAGAAGAGUGUGCCUGGAAACGCUCUGAGAAAGAGACAGAGGGGGAGAGACAGACAGAGAGAGAGGGAGGGAGGGAGAGAGAGAGAAAGAGAGGGCGGAAAAUGAGGGGGGAGUGAGUGAGACAGAAAGAUUAACCACAGUCAGAAAGAGCGAGAGUGAGCAGUGAAGGACAAUCUGGGACAAAUAACAAGGGAGGGAGGGGGAGGUAAAAAUAAGAAAAGGAAAUAGGGGAAAGGUCUGAAACAAACUAAUGUGGAAGUGCUGAGUGAAGGACAAUAGGAGAGAGGGAGAGAGAGAGAAGAAGAGGAGGGGGCCAGCCAGAGGAAGUAGCAGGGCGAGAGAGGCAUGAGGGGACUGUUCUCCUUUAUGCUCACCCUGUCCAUCCUGGGGACUGUCAUGACUGCACUCGUCUGGUACGUCUUCAGCAACCGUAAUGUCCAACCUGGCAGACUCCGCCACAAAAGUAAUAUUAUGAACUCUGGGCCAGUCCCCUCCAGAACAUGCAAGGGCUGCAGGGAUACAGUCACUGAAAAAGUGGUGGAGCGCUACUCUCACAGCUGGAAGAAGCAGGAGGACAAGUUCAGAAAUUUCAGGUCUCUUCUGAGUAACAGAUGUCAUGGACUCACCAAGGCUAUGGUGACACAGGCUAACACUCCUCUGGGGUCAAAGGUUGUGUACGAUGGAGAGAAGAGGAAGCCUCUUCAGGUGACCCCUGAACUGUUCAGCACCUUCGCUAAGGAGAAUCCUUUUGUGAAUACGACAUGGGAUACGUGUUCUGUCGUUGGGAAUGGGGGAAUCCUAGCUAAUAGCAGCUGUGGAGAGAAAAUCGACUCCGCCCAGUUUGUUAUCAGGUGUAACCUCCCUCCUCUGGAGAACGGCUAUGAGAGAGACGUGGGCAACAAGACAGACCUGGUGACAGCUAAUCCCAGCAUCCUCAUGGAGAAAUAUGGGGGCCUGCAGGAGCGUCGUCGGCCCUUCGUGGAGAGCCUGCGUAGCUAUGGCGACUCCCUGAUGCUCCUGCCAGCCUUCUCGUACGGCCACAACACACCCGUGUCUCUGCGGGCCCUCUACACCAUCCAGGACUUUGACAGCCCUUCGCGGCCCGUCUUCCUCAACCCAGAGUACCUACAGAGUCUGGCGCGCUUCUGGCAGGGCCAGGGCCUGCGAACGGUACGCCUCAGCACAGGACUCAUCGUGGCUAGCCUGGCGCUGGAGCUGUGUGCCAACGUGCAUCUCUACGGGUUCUGGCCCUUUAAUAAACACCCCCACCGACACCAGAACCUCACCAACCACUACUACGACGACAGGCAGAGUAAGAAGACGGUGCACGCCAUGCCUGCUGAGUUCGACCACCUGCUAAGACUCCACACCCAGGGCGUGCUCAGGAUACACCUGGGAGAGUGUACACCCACCGCCAGUCCUGGAUGUAGCUCAAAGAUGGCCUGGGCCUCAGCCUCAGUCUCAGGCUUCAGUCUCCCGGUUGGCUCUCUGGGUAGUGCCAUGCCCACACUGGUACAACACAACACAACCUCCCAGACCCAGAAGCCUUGGGCUGGGCCCAACAUCAACGUCUCUGGACCAUCAGGACUGGGGCAGGGUGCUUCUGAAGACCCCAUACAGGGUUCAGACUCAGAGCAAAGGACAAAACACAGGAGGGGGAACAGAAGAAGACCAGGGAAGUGAUGACACCCAUAAACAUUUCUGGGGAGUCCCCUUUCAUAAAGAGUUUUCAUGGUUACUGGCAUUCUAGAGCUUGAAUUAUUUCCCUAUAAUGCAAGGUAUAUUUGGAAGGUAGAAUUCAUUGGCUAUUCAUUCUUACAUGUUCUAUGUUUGAACUGCUUUUGAAAGCAAAUGUCAAAUUGAAAACAUUGUCAUAUUUUUUAUUCGAUUUUCAUAAUGGUAAGCUCGGACUAAUGGUUUUAUUAGCUAAACUAGCAAGUCUGUUUGUUUGGUUACCACGGCAAACUGUAGCUAUCUAGUAAACUUGCUAGCUACUUUAGUGGAUGUUGAACACAUUUCUAGCGUCAAAUGUCUUAAAUUAUAGCCAUGGUUGUCACGCCCUGAUCUGUUUCACCUGUCCUUGUGCUUGUCUCCACCCUGCUCCACGUGUCGCCCAUCUUCCCCACUUAUCCCCUGGGUAUUUAUACCUGUGUUUUCUGUCUGUCUGUGCCAGUUUGUCUUGUUUGUUCAAGUCAACCAGCGUUUUGUCUCAGCUCCUGCUUUUUCCCCAGUCUCUCUUUUUCUCGUCCUCUUGGUUUUGACCCUUGCCUGACCUGACCCUGGGCCUGCCUGUACCUUGGCCCCACUACUCUGGAUUAUAGACCCCUGCCUGUCUUGACCUGUCGUUUGCCUGCCCCUGUUGUUGCAAUAAACAUUGUUACUUC